Messenger RNA from Apis mellifera (honey bee), 1349 nucleotides. It is a transcript of the gene Rpp30, whose product is annotated as ribonuclease P protein subunit p30. Lineage: Eukaryota; Metazoa; Arthropoda; Insecta; Hymenoptera; Apidae. Gene Ontology annotation, biological process: tRNA processing. Gene Ontology annotation, molecular function: RNA binding. The coding region runs from base 487 to 1275 and encodes 262 amino acids. The record is from RefSeq and is a predicted model, not a curated record. The transcript has 3 exons. Gene Ontology annotation, cellular component: nucleolar ribonuclease P complex.
AAUAUUAUUAAAAAGCUAUUAAAAAAGUUACUAAAUCGAAUUCAAAUAAUAGCGCAAUAAUUUAGACUAUACUAUUAUAUACUAUUAUAAAGCUUAAUUCUCUUGUGGCGAAUUUUUGUAGAAGAAAUUAUGUGAUGUGACACUUAGUUUUAGAAAAAGCUUAGCUAUAUAUUACAUCUUUUCUUAAUUAGUAGCAUUGUCAAUGGAAGUAAUAUGAUAUUUAUGUAUUCUUUUCCUGUGGAAAUUUGUUGCAGAGAAAUUAAAUUAUUUUAGAGGAUAUAAUAUAUCGUAUUUGUUCGUCUUUUUAUCUAAUCAUUUUCUCGUGUAUAAUAAUUUAGUGUUUAGUGUUUGAAGAAUUAAAAAAGAAUUAAAAUGAUUAUAAUAAAAUAAAAAAAAAUAAAUUUAAAUUGAAUUAAACUUUUUUUUAAAUAAAUUAAGAAUAUAAUAAACUAAAUUAUUUAUGUAUAAAUUUGAUAUAUCAUAGAAAUGAAUAUUAGAGAAAGUACAGGAUUUUAUGAUCUAUGCAUAAACGUACCAAAAAAUGAAAUACAAAAUUUAUAUCUUAUUUUAUUAAAAUUAUAUGAAUAUGGAUUUAAAACAAUUGCAAUAAAUACUGAUAUAGAUGAAAGUGUUCUUGGAACAGAUAAGAAAAAAAAAAAGAAAAGUAGUGAUAGUGAAAUAUCACAGAAUAUUAUUUUCAAAACAAUUGACAUAGAAAAUAUAAGAAAAAAAUUUGAUGGAAAAUUAAAAAUUUUUAAUCGAAUUACUUUUUUUUGUUCUGAUUUUACUAAAACACAUAUAUUAAAUCAUUGUUCCAUAUUAAAAAAGUACGAUUUAUAUGCUUUUGCUCCAAAAACUCAAAAUGCUUUACAAUUUGUAUGUUCUCAAUUAAAUGUAGAUAUAAUAACAUUAAAAUCAAGUAAUAUAACUUUUAAGCUCAAUAAAAAACUAUAUGAUCAAGCAAUUGAAAGAGGGAUACAUUUUGAAAUUCAAUUUAUAGAUCUAUUAAAUCUUGAGUCUAGGAAGCAAAUUAUUCAUUAUUCUCAUCUUUUUCAUACUUAUGGAAGAAGUAAGAAUAUAAUAAUAUCAAGUGGCUCAAAUGAUAUUAGCAUGAUUAGAAAUCCUUAUGAUCUCAUAAAUUUAGCAUAUUUAUUGGGUUUAAAUGAAAUUCAAGCAAAAGCUUCAAUAUUAUAUCAAUGUAAAAAGCUUUUAUUACGAGCAGAAAGAAGACGCAGAGGAAAAGCUGUUUUUAUUAUUGAAAAUCAAAGGAUUUAAUUUUACUAAAUAAGAUUAAUUUUUAAAGAAUUAAUAUUUUUAUAAUUAUUUUUAUUAUUAAAUAAUUAUUUUUA